This is a messenger RNA of Chiloscyllium plagiosum (whitespotted bambooshark), 4079 nucleotides long. RefSeq names its product BAR/IMD domain-containing adapter protein 2-like. The record is from RefSeq and is a predicted model, not a curated record. Gene Ontology annotation, molecular function: cytoskeletal adaptor activity; protein binding. Gene Ontology annotation, cellular component: nucleoplasm; cytosol. Gene Ontology annotation, biological process: actin filament bundle assembly; plasma membrane organization; positive regulation of actin filament polymerization. Lineage: Eukaryota; Metazoa; Chordata; Chondrichthyes; Orectolobiformes; Hemiscylliidae.
GGCGGGAGGACUCCUCCGCCUCCGGCGUUUCCGAGGCAACCGUGGCUGGCGGCCAAGACGGUGGUGUUGGCGGCUGCGCGCCUGAGGGAGCUACCGCUUUUUUUUUCCCCUCUCUCACACCCUGGCUGCGUGGGUGGAUUGGAAAUCACUGUCAAGCUGUGAAAGUGUGUGUGAGAGAGAGAGAAAAAAAAAGUUUCAGGGGGCGAAAGAGGCUUUUUAUUCGCGGCGUGGAGGAACUUUUAGAUCAGAGUUUGCAAGUUGCUCGGUGCUGACUGACUGAGGAGAAGGAGAGAAGACUUUUCAGGCACCAUGUCUCGCACGGAUGAAGUGCAUCGUAUGACCGAGAAUGUCUACAAGACUAUUAUGGACCAAUUCAACCCCAGCUUGAAAAAUUUCAUCGCAAUGGGAAAGUCUUAUGAAAAGACACUUAGCAGCCACAUGGGUGCAGAGAAAUUUUGGAUCAAGAAAGCCAGAACAGGUAUGACCUUUGCUGCAAAAGGCUAUUUUGAGGCCCUAGUGAAGAUGGGUGAACUCGCCAGUGACAGUCAUGCUUCCAAGGAGAUGGGGGAUGUUUUGUUCCAGAUGGCAGAGGUCCACAGACAAAUUCAGAUACAGCUUGAAGAAAUGUUGAAAGUGUUCCACAAUGAUUUGCUGAUGCAACUGGAGCAGAAGGUUGAGCUAGAUGCCAAAUACUUAAGUGCAACAUUGAAGAAAUAUCAAGCCGAACAUAAAGCCAGGCUGGAGUCACUGGAAAAGUGCCAUGCAGAACUGAAGAAACUUCGGAGAAAGAGUCAUGGGAGUAAGAAUCCACAGAAGUAUGGAGAUAAAGAAAUGCAGUUUGUGGAGACAAUAAGCAAAAAGCAAUCUGAUCUGGAGAGCUACAUUGGAAAUGGUUACAAAACAGCAUUGAGCGAGGAGCGUAGGCGAUACAGCUUUCUGGUAGAAAAGCAGUGUGCAGUCGCCAAGAAUAACAUGGUAUACCACAGCAGGGGCAAGGAUAUGAUAACACAAAAGCUUCCUAGCUGGCAACAGGCUUGUAGUGAUCCAUCCAAAAUUCCUGAGCGUGCAAUGUCAUUGGUGCAGCAGAUGUCUUCAGGCAAUGGAGGAACCCUCAUCUCUGACCCUGCUGCUUCCACCAAAUCAGGACUGGUUAUAUCAGACCCUAUUCCUGGUGCUAAACCUCUACCAGUACCACCAGAACUUGCACCUUUCGUUGGUGGAGGUGGAUUGGGUCAAGGUUCUCGCAUGAUGGUCCAGGAUAUUCCAUCAGUACCUAAUGGUGAUGUAUCAAAUGCAAAUUCUGUGGACUAUCAGCAAUCUGGCCAGCCUGAUGCCAAACCAAAGCCUCCUACACCGCCCCAACUUCCAAAACAACAGCAAUCCGAUGUGUACUCCAACACCCUUCCCACACGCAAAGCAAUGCCAUUGAAAGCCAGCCCUUUGUCAGCUGAGACCAGAACUUUACCCAGAUCCAGUUCAAUGGCUGCUGGGUUGGAAAAGAAUGGAAGAACCAAAGUGCAAGCUAUUUUCUCUCAUCAGGCAAAAGACAAUAACACACUGCUGAGCUUCAGCGAAGGAGAUGUCAUCACAUUAUUGGUUCCUGAGGCUAAAGAUGGCUGGCAUUAUGGAGAAAAUGAAAAGACGCGAUUGAGAGGAUGGUUUCCAUUCUCUUACACUCGUGUAAUGCAGGGUGGAUUAUUGCACAACUUGAACCAUCUCAAAAGCUGCAGCACUGGGAACCUCCUGCAGAAAGAAGAUCUCUCCAUUCCGCCACCCGACUACAAUUCAACUUUAAAAAUGACAUCUCCUGCUGUGUCCAGCUCAAGCACUUUUAAACCUAGGCCUUACAGUAUGGCAGUUCCAGGUUUCUCACAGGGCCCAAAUGGCAAUAAUUCAAGACUUUCUUUGAAUUCUGAUGCCGAGAUUGAAAGGUUUUGAAUUUAAACUUCUGCUACAUAUAAGACCUCUCUAGAUUAAGAAGCUGUUGCAAAUGUCAAAUUGAAGCCAACCAAAACAAAUGACAGAUCAGCAUCUAAAAUAAACUGACUACUGACUCUGUCAGGUUGUUACACUGUACACUUGCUACUGGCAACAGAUGCCAAAGAUGUCUACAUCUGAAACUGCAUGAAGACAGUGUCUUUAGACUAGAAUUGACCCAUCUGAAGAUGGUCACUAAAGUUGCAGAUAAAUCAAUUGCACAUAUUGCUACGGAAUUGCCACUUUGAAAUCCCACCCAUUGUAUUCCCUACUUUUUAUUUGAGGGAUCAUAUGGAGGGAAUUGUUUAAUUAUAUUUGUCUAGCUAGGGGUUUGUAUGGUGUUUGUAAUUAAUGCAUGUGUUUGAGAAUUAGCCAUUAGUAUUUUUCUAUUAUAUACUUUAUACUAAUCAGCAUAUAAAACAAUAUUUUAUUACCUAGCUACUUGCGGGAAUUGAUUAAACAUCAGCACAUUGUACAAACUAGAGUACUGCAAAAUUGAGAAUUGUUAAACUAGUUCUAAAAUGUAUACUGUGUUUAAUUUCCAAAUGUAUUUUGGGAGAGAAGGAAAGAGGUAGAAAUCAAAUCGUAGAAUUUAGUGUAUAUAACUGAGCUAACUUUAAUCCAAAGUUACCUCCAAUUUGUUAAAAUUUUAAUGGUCGCUAUUUGAAUCCUUGCUGUCACCGAUAAAUCUUCCAUAUCUUUUGAAAAGAAUAAUUAUUUGGAUGAUGGCAAUGGCAUUGUAUAAUCUGAAGAUACAAGAUUUGUACUUUUUGUAGAAUUUUAGGUUUCGCCUAUUUCUUUUCCACCCAACAAACAGCACAAUAUAAAGUUAUCAAAGAUUAUUUCACAUUCCCAUUUUAGUAUGUGUAAGUGCUUCCUUUUACAUUUUUCUUUUAACUAUCAAUGGUGGUAAGUUAGUUGAGUAAGUAAAUAAAUAACUGAACUCCCUAAGAAUAAAACUAUGCCUUUGAGCUGAUGAGACUACUAAACAGGAAGCAUAUGCUUAGGGAAACAUUCUUGCUCUUGCACAAACCUCAGGGCGCAGUGGGGCAGAAAGAAUGUAUUAUGCCUCCUUUUACAUAUUUACCAACAUUACUUCAAAAUGGGAGAAGAGUUGGAAUUAUUUUUAUUCUGUAAAAUGACCAAGUGGAAGAAAAUUUUGUAGGUUUCAGGUGUGGCAAGUAUGUUGAUGUGAUAGUCAUUUCAAUACAGCAAUAGUUGAUGGUGACUCCUUUGUAAAUGUAAAAUUUUGUUUAGACACUGAGAUAACCAGUAUUAAUGAGCAAAAAUAACACACUUGAUGGGUAAUUUUCCUUUUACAAGUGUAAAGUGUUCUGUAAUCUUAAGAAAUUCUGUACGAUUAGUCAGUUGUGUAAAAAAAAAAAGUUUUAAUAAUAUAUAAUGUCCCAUUUAUCAAGAAUCAAAAUAUUGUCAUCACUAAGGGAAUGGUGGUUAACUAUUUAAAUGCUUUAUUGCAAGAACCAAAUUAAAUUUGUAAUUUUCUGAGUAAAGGCAGUGGAUUAAAAAUUUAAAAGAAACUUUACUGCAUCAGUCGCUUUGAUUUGUCUAGACCUACUUGUAGAUGCUGAGGGAGAAGUAGCUGGGCAUGAGAUAAUUACUGGGGGUGGCUGUGCAUUUUUAAAAAAAAUAAUGAAUAUCAUAUUCAACUUGUGUUGUUUCAUAUGUAUAUUUAUUUUGAAAAUAUAGCACUUCCAUUCUUAUUAAUCUCUUAUUCUGUGGUAUGAUGGAGAAUUAGUUACAGAUAAACAUAUCCACUUGCCAACUCAGUGCAUUUAAACUCCCAUGUAAAACAGCCACUGGUUUUCUUCAGUUCUUGGUUAAACCCUCAUGCUUUUCCUUUUGACAUUAUUACAGGAAUAUGGUUUACUUGGUGCCUUUCAUUUUUACAUAAGCUUCAUAAUGUAGUAAGACAUGCCAAGACUGUUGGUUAUAAUCUGUAUUGUAAUGCAGAUUUCUGCAGCUGCCACUAUUUCAUAAAUCACCAAGUUUUGUGAAUUAAAUUGACCUAUUUGAAUUAAUUACUUGUAAUCAAAAUGAUUUUGAUAGUAACUUAUGCAAAAUAAAAUUGUUUCACCAUUUAA